This is a messenger RNA of Paramecium tetraurelia, 1356 nucleotides long. RefSeq lists its product as uncharacterized. The record is from RefSeq and is a predicted model, not a curated record. Gene Ontology annotation, molecular function: FAD binding; catalytic activity. The transcript has 3 exons. Gene Ontology annotation, cellular component: mitochondrion. Lineage: Eukaryota; Ciliophora; Oligohymenophorea; Peniculida; Parameciidae.
AUGAAUUCCAAAAUAAAGCUGGCUUUAGAGAAGAUUGUUGGAACCACAAAUAUUUUAACACAGGAUUUAAACCCCUUUAAUACAGAUUGGAUGAAUAAAUAUGUUGGGUCUUCAGAAAUCGUAUUGACUCCUCAAACAACUGAUCAAGUUUCUUAGAUUCUUAGAUUUUGCAAUGAGAAUGCACUUAAAGUUGUGCCUCAAUCUGGUAAUACAGGAUUGGUGGGAGGAAGUGUGCCAAUUAAGGAUGAAAUAAUUAUUUCGAUGAGAAAAAUGAAUAAAAUUUAUGAAUUUGAUUUAAACUCAGCCAUAAUAACCUCAGAUUCUGGAGUGAUUUUGGAGAACCUUAAUAAUUAUUUAUUCCAAUACAAAUAUUAAAUGCCUUGGGAUUUGGGAGCAAGAGGAUCUUGUUUGUUGGGUGGUAACAUUUCAACAAAUGCAGGGGGUUUGAAUGUGGUUAAACAUGGAUUGCUAAGGAAUUACGUUCUAGGAUUGGAGGUAGUGUUGCCUAAUGGAAAGAUCUUGAACUUAUUGAACAAAAACAGGAAGGACAACACUGGAACUGAUUUGAAAUAGCUGUUUAUUGGAUCUGAAGGAACUUUGGGCAUUAUCACAAAGGCAAAUGUAUUGUGUAUACCUAUUCCUAAUGAGAAGAAGGUGUUCUUUUUAGAACUCAAGUCCUUUCAGGAUGUGAUUAAGGUGUAAGGCUUUAUUAAAUAGAUUAGGAAUGAACAACUAUUGGCGUUUGAGUUUAUGGAGGGUAAAAUACUGCAUAAGAAUAAGCAUAGACAUAGUGGGAAUAAGCUACCAUUUGAAUUUCAAGAGGAUAAGUAUUACGUUCUUCUUGAGAUUGCUGGAUAAUCUUUGAAUGUGGAUUAGUUUAGUUUGGAUAUGAUGGAAUUCACUGAGGAAAUUGUAAUGGAUCAAAGUGAAAAGGAAGCUUAAUUUUUGUGGAAAUUGAGGGAGGAGAUUGCUGAAUCGAUGGGCAAGAUGGGAUAUGUGUUGAAAUAUGAUGUAAGCAUUCCUCCUGAUAAAUUUGAAUGGUUGGUCAAUGAGAUCUACCCUAAAAGAGAAGGUCCAUUCCAUGUAUACUAUGGUCAUGUCGGAGAUGGGAAUGUUCACAUCAAUAUAGUGUUUGAAUCGUUGUCGGAGUUGCACAAGGAAGAGGAUAAAAUAGAAUAGAAGUUGUUUGGAUUGGUGAAAUCUCAAGGUGGGAGCAUCAGUGCUGAACAUGGCAUUGGAUAGCAUAAGCGAAAGUAUAUGGAACUGCAAAAGGGAAGGGAUGUGUUGGGAUGUUUGAGUGAAAUAAAGAGUCUAUUCGAUCCGAAUGGUAUUAUGAACCCGAACAAAUUAUUAUGA